AUUAAUUAAUAAUGUCUGAGCUCGCGAGGACGACGUCGGCAAUUCCUCUUGUUUUACGUUUUCUUCUUUGCGCCAUCGGCCAGGCAUCUCGCCGCUUUUCAUUUAUAAUAAACGUGUACAUAUAUUGUUGUUAUACCUCUCUAUUAUAUAGCUUUUGUCACCAUGGAGCGGCCCUCGUACCACCCACCCUUUUUCCUGCACGUCAGUAUGCAACGCGCGACUUCGUCUGGCCGAGCAUCUGAUAUACGUACG
Durotheca rogersii is the source of this 252-nucleotide messenger RNA. RefSeq lists its product as uncharacterized. The record is from RefSeq and is a predicted model, not a curated record. The transcript has a single exon. NCBI's taxonomy places the organism in Eukaryota, Fungi, Ascomycota, Sordariomycetes, Xylariales, Xylariaceae. Bases 12 to 242 code for a protein of 76 amino acids.